AUGAGUACUUCUGAUAAGGCUGAUCGUUCAUUAAAACCUUAUUGGUAUCCAAUGUUUGAUAACGAAGAAAAUGAAGUGUUACCAUAUUUAAAGGCUAAUGUAAAAAGGUCUGGUAUUAACACAAUAAUUAUUGAUUUCAUUGUAAAACUCUUAGGAGUAAUAUUUGUUGCUUCAAUUGUUUUUGUUGGUUCAAAACAAUUAUAUGGAUUAUACGACCUUUCUUUCCCUAUCUUCUCUCAACAAAACGCAAAAGCCUUAUGUAUCUCUGCUUCUAUAUUUUCUAUUCUUUUUAUUGUAAUGAUUUAUUUUAUUGCAAAAAAAGAACCAUCAGUUUAUCUUGUUGGGUUUUGUACUGCUAAACCACCAGAAGAACUUGCAACAACAAAUGAACAAUUUCAAAAAUUUACUGAAGACAUUAAACGUUUUAAUCCAAAAUCAUUAGAUUUUCUAUCACGUUUAAUUCAUAGAACAGGAUUAGGUGAUCAUACUUAUUUACCACCAGCAUUUCAUACUGUUCCACCUGAUGAUACAUAUAAAUCUUCAAGAUAUGAGAUGGAGAUAAAUAUUAAAAUUGCCUGUGAUGAAUUAUUUAAUAAAUUAAAGAUUGAUCCACAAAAAGAUAUUGACUUUGUAAUUACUAAUUGUUCUAUGUUUGCUCCAACUCCAUCACUAUCUGCAAUGAUUAUGAAUAUUUACAAAAUGAAAGAAACAUGUAAAAAUUAUUCAUUAGGUGGAAUGGGAUGUUCCGCUGGAUUAAUCUCUAUUGAUUUAGCAAGAGAUUUAUUAAGAUGUAAUAAAAAUAUUAAUAUUUUAGUUUAUUCUACUGAAUGUAUUACUAGAGGGUGGUAUCCUGGACAAGAAAAAGGAAGGUUAUUAUCUGAUACUUUAUUUAGAAUGGGUGGAGCUGCUAUUUUAUUAUCUAAUAAAUCAAAGUAUUCAUCUACUGCACCAUAUAAAUUAGUUACUAGUGUUAGAAUUAAUCACCAAAAAUAUGAUGAUUCUUAUAAUUGUAUUUUCCAAUCUGAAGAUGAUGAUGGAAUAGUAGGAGUAAAAAUUGGAAGAGAUUUAUUAAAAUGUGUUACAAGAGCAUUAGUCCAAAAUUUAAAUCAAUUAAUGCCAGUGGUAAUGAGUUGGAAAGAUAUCUUUUUAUAUCUUAUUGAUAUGAUUCAACAUAAAUUAAAUAUGAAAAAGAAAGAAGAUAUCUUUAAACCUAAUUUCAGAGAGACUUUCCAAGGAUUUUGUAUUCAUGCUGGUGGAAGAGCUAUUAUUGAUGGACUUCAAGAAAAUUUAAAUCUUACUGAUGAAGAUUGCAUGCCUUCAAGAGCUGCCUUAUAUAGAUUUGGAAAUACUUCUUCUUCAUCUAUUUGGUAUGAAUUUAAAUUUAUUGAAAGAAUUCAUACCUUACAAAAAGGAGAUAAAGUUUGGCAAAUUGGAUUUGGUUCAGGAUUAAAAUGUAAUUCUGUUGUUUGGAAGAAGAUCAAUUAA
Molecule: messenger RNA, 1485 nt
Organism: Entamoeba dispar SAW760
Lineage: Eukaryota; Evosea; Mastigamoebida; Endamoebidae
Product: 3-ketoacyl-CoA synthase, putative
Exons: 1
Coding region: 1-1485 (494 amino acids)
Biological process (GO): fatty acid biosynthetic process
Cellular component (GO): membrane
Molecular function (GO): acyltransferase activity, transferring groups other than amino-acyl groups
Source: RefSeq, a predicted model, not a curated record